Messenger RNA from Dendroctonus ponderosae (mountain pine beetle), 5803 nucleotides. RefSeq names its product laminin subunit gamma-1. The coding region runs from base 464 to 5359 and encodes 1631 amino acids. Lineage: Eukaryota; Metazoa; Arthropoda; Insecta; Coleoptera; Curculionidae. The transcript is spliced from 21 exons. The record is from RefSeq and is a predicted model, not a curated record.
UACCACUCUAGUGUUCAUUCUCGCCUGCAUCGCAUCUGGAUCUCACACGCUGUACCCAUCUGAUCGACAAACCGCCGAUUCUUCGUAUACUUUUUACUUGGUCUUGAGACUGACGCGCCAUUCGAGCCGGGUUAGUAAAAACGACGCGCUCAAAACACUUUUUGUCUUUUCAAUGAGUUAAGUCAAAAAUAGUACCCCAAAGGUUAACUAACUUUAGAUCAGUGCCAAAAUGCAGUGCGAUACCGACGAUGUCCGUUUUGCGGUAGAAAAUUUCAUUCAUCGCUAACAGUUGUGUGAUCCAGUGAUUUUUUAAGUGAGACAAAAUCCGGCAAAGCUAAAUACCAAUUUACAAAAUUUUGUCAACAAUUUCCUAUUAAGCAACGUGCAAAAUGCAAAAUUUCUGCUGACAAUAAUUUACUAUACACAAACGAAUCAUCGAAAUAGCUGAACUAGGUGAACUCGUAUGACAUUAUCAAUUAAAGUGUUUCAACCAACAAGUGAAAUGUACGUGACAUUCCGAAAGCCUUUAUGGACGAUAAUCUUGAUACUUUGUACCGUUUCCGAAGCUCAAAUCGAGUUGGAGCAAACUCCAGUUGUGGGGAUAAAAGAACUAAGUCGAUGCUAUGACGCUUUUAACCUGCCUCAGAGAUGUAUUCCCGAAUUCGAAAAUGCGGCUUUUAACCUUCUGGUAGAGGCAACGAAUACAUGUGGUGAAAUGGAUACUCAAGAAUACUGCUUCCAAACAGGAGUAUCUGGAGCACGAAAAUCAUGUGCACUAUGCAAUCCUGGAGAUCACAAUGCUAUUUACCUCACUGAUAUUCACAACUUGGACAACCUGACCUGGUGGCAAUCUGAAACCAUGCUUGAAGGGAUUCAGUGGCCGAACCAAGUUAAUCUAACUUUGAAGUUUGGUAAAGCAUUUGAUAUAACUUAUGUGAGAUUAUGGUUCAAUUCUCCUAGACCUGAGAGUUUUUAUCUAUCAAAAAAGACCGAUGAAGGAGGAGAUUGGAUACCAUAUCAGUAUUACAGUGCCACCUGCAGAGACACCUACGGACUACCAGAUUCCACUCAUGCCAAAAGAGGAGAAGAAACGCGAGCAUUGUGUACCUCCGAGUACUCUGACAUUUCACCGCUACGUGGUGGAAACGUAGCAUUUGGUACUUUAGAAGGACGACCUUCGGCUUACUAUUUCGAUACCAGCCCAGAUUUGCAGGAAUGGGUAACAGCAACAGAAAUAAUGAUCACUUUAGACCGCAUCAAUACAUUCGGAGAUGAAGUAUUUGGAGAUUCGCAUGUGCUACGUUCUUACUUUUAUGCUAUCGCUGACCUAGCAGUGGGAGCUAGAUGCAAAUGCAAUGGACAUGCUUCCGAAUGCGUUACCAGUACAAGUUCUUCGGGAAACCGGUCCAGGGUUUGUCGAUGUGAACAUAACACUGCCGGGCCGGACUGUGGAGAAUGUCUUCCAUUUUACAACGACGCUCCAUGGGCUAGGGCUUCGAUAUUAAACGCCUAUGAAUGUAAACAAUGCAACUGUAACGGUUAUUCAACUCGUUGUAUGUUCGACCAGAAGCUGUAUGAUCAAACAGGACACGGUGGACACUGUUUGGACUGUUCGGCCAAUCGAGAUGGGCCAAAUUGUGAAAGAUGUCGUCCAAAUUACUAUAUGGUAGAAGGUGGACAGUGUACGGCUUGCAAUUGUGAUGAAGUGGGCUCGGUAUUUCAUCAAUGCAAUUCCCAAGGAAAAUGUCAAUGUAAACCUGGAGUAACUGGCGAAAAAUGCGACAGAUGUGCAGAGAAUCACUACGACUUUUCCAAGUCGGGAUGUGCAUCUUGUGAUUGUUUUGCGCCCGGUUCCGCUUUUAAUAUUCCGAGAUGCGAUCCUGAAACUGGCGUUUGCGCUUGUAAAGAAAACGUUGAAGGAAAACGGUGCAGAGAAUGUAAACCCGGAUUCUUCAAUUUGGAUUUGGAUAACGAAUUCGGCUGCACACCGUGUUUCUGCUAUGGACAUUCUUCCGAAUGCAAACCAGCAAUAGGCUAUUUCAAAUACUUGGUUGAGUCAACUUUCGCAAAAGGAUCCGACAAAUGGACAGCUGAAGAUGAACGCGGCAAAUCACACCAACUAAAGUUCGAACGAAUUAGUCAAAGCAUCGGAGUGCAGUCAGAUGGACAUGAGUCGAUUUACUUUAUUGCUCCUGAUCGGUUCCUUGGAGAUCAGCGAGCCUCAUACAACCAGCUGCUGGACUUUUCUUUAAGAGUAGGCGACAGCCGACCAGUGCCUACAGCAACUGACGUUAUUUUGGAAAGUGGGAACCUUUCAGUUACAAAUACCAUCUUCGCUCAAAAAAAUGAGCUUCCCAGUGUUGAGACGAAAAACUACAGAUUUCGACUGCACGAACACCCAGAUUAUGGAUGGCAACCGCGACUGACCUCAAGAUCCUUUAUUUCACUGCUGACAAAUUUAACAGCUAUAAAAAUCAAAGGGACUUUCACCCCUAAAGGAGUGGGCUUUUUAGAUGAUAUCAAACUGGAAACAGCUUCUCGGGGUGUUGCGGGAAAGUCCGCUCUGUGGAUUGAACUUUGCGAAUGUCCAACAGGUUACGUGGGUCAAUAUUGCGAGUCGUGUGCACCUGGAUAUAGGCAUACACCGGCAAUGGGAGGACCAUUUAUGAACUGUAUUCCAUGCGAUUGCAAUAACCAUGCGAGUAUUUGUGACUCUGAAACGGGACGUUGCAUAUGUCAGCACAAUACCACCGGUGAAAACUGCGACUUGUGCUCCAGAGGAUUUUAUGGAAAUGCCCUGGAAGGAACUCCUGAAGAUUGCCAACCAUGCGGAUGUCCGGAUGGUGGAGCAUGCACGCAAAUAGAUGACGAAGUGACAAUGUGUACCGAAUGUCCUACGGGAUAUUCCGGCCUGAAAUGUGACCUGUGCUCAGAUGGGUACUUCGGAGAUCCGUUAGGAAAAUUUGGAAUUUCCAGCUUAUGUCAACCAUGUGAGUGCAACCAGAAUAUUGACGCUAAUGCGAUAGGAAACUGCAACACUACUACUGGAGAGUGCUUGAGGUGCAUCCACAACACUGGGGGACCUACGUGCGAUAUUUGCUUACCUGGAUAUUUCGGCAACGCCCUAGUCCUACCAAAAGGAGACUGCAAGAAAUGUGAGUGUUUCCGACAGGGAACAGACGACUUCGAAGGGGAACCCAUUUGCGACCAAACAACCGGAGAGUGCCAAUGUAAGAGCCACGUAGUUGGUACCAACUGCAAUAAGUGCGAAAGUGGAUUCUUCAAUAUACUGUCUGGAGAAGGAUGUCAAAGCUGCAACUGCGAUCCAGUGGGAUCUUUCAAUCAAACCUGCGACUUACAAACGGGACAGUGUUACUGCAGGCGCGGAGUAACAGGACUAAGAUGUGAUCACUGUGAAGCUCGGAAAUUUGGAUUUUCAAUUGACGGAUGCACAGAAUGCGAGUGUGAUCGAAUCGGCUCCAAAGAUCGUCAGUGCGAUGCUACUGGUCAAUGUCCCUGCUUAGACAACGUCGAGGGAAGGAAAUGCAACCGUUGCAAAGAAAAUAAAUAUGACCGACAGAGAGGCUGCAUAGAUUGUCCAGAUUGUUACAACUUGGUCCAAGAUGCCUACAGAAACCAUACGGCCAAAUUGGAUCAAUUAGAUGAAAUUUUGAACGAAGUUGAGCAUCAGCCUACUGUUAUUGAUGAUGAUGAAUUCCCGGACGAACUCGGUAAACUGGAAAACGAAAUUGACGAUUUUCAUGACCGAGUUAAAUCAGCAACUGGGGAAAAUAGCAUUUUUGACGAAAUCAUCAACAUCAAGGAGAGAGAGAAAGAUGUUGCUAGAACUUUGGAGGAAAUUGAUGAAAACAUAUUCACAACAAACGACAAAUCGAAAAAAGCGGAACACAAUCUGGACCAUGCCGAAGAAUUCUUAAUUGAAGUAGAGGAAAGAUUGCUGGAAGUCGAAGAUAACUUUGACCUGCAAGGCAAAAAAGCUUUCCAAGCGGCAUGGGAGAGAUCUAAAGUAGUAGGACAACAGUCCGACAAAAUGACCGAAGUUGCCCAAGAAGCCCGAGAAAUAGCGGAUGAUCUAGAUCAAAGAGCUACUCAACUGGUAGACGAUGCUAAACAAGCCAAAAAUUUGUCCAUAGAAGCAUACGAUAAAAUUAAAACUACGCACGUAAUGCAGCAAAAUAUAAGCGAAAAUGCACGAAAGCUUAAAGCGGAAACCCAAAAUCUGGAGCAGCAAUUAAACAGAACCAGAGAAUGGACAAGACAAGUCACCGAAGGAGCUAGAGAGGCUAAAAACGACGCAUUGGGACUUUUAAAUGAUGUAAACAAUCUCUUAGUACCGCAAACAAACGUGUCCAGUUUAAGAGCUUUUUCCAACGACCUGAAAAGCGAAGCAUUCCGAUUAGGAAAUAAGUCAAAAUCGUUAUUGGAAACCGCUGAUAAUCUAAGGAAUUCAAUCGAAGAAAAAUCCACCGAUGGUCGAGAAUUAUUGGACACCGCUCUGGAACAGCAAGAGGAUAUCGAAGGAUUGAAGAACGAUAUUGUGUUUUGUGGUUCACAAGCAAACAAAACUGUGCAAUUGUGGAACGAGAUUUUGGAGAGAGCCGAAGUUAACUUCCAGCUAAUAACUGAAUUCGACACGCAAACACAGGAGUCGAAAGAAAAGGCGGAAUGGGCUCUAAGCACAAUUCCGGAAAUAGAAAGUAUUUUAAACGAAAGCAACAAGCAAACCAAUCAAGCACAGAAAACCCUAGAAGACGCCCAGGACAACGCCGAUAUAGCCCUUAGAAAAGCCGUUGACGCUGACGAUUUAGCUAGAAAUGCAUCGACGAAAACGGAAAAAAUUAAGCUGGACGCUGAAGAACUGCUACAUAAUACAACAUUCUUAAGUGAUGAGGCAGAAUUUAUGUAUGAUCGCGUUCUGAACACUGAAGCCGAAUUGAAAAACUUGUUGGAAACUGCUUCGAGUAAUAACACUUUAGUGCACGACGCUAAAGAAAAGGUUGGUCGAGCUGGUAAAGAUACAGAAGCAACCCAAUCAAGAGUAACCGAACUGCUAAACGACGUAGAAAGUAUCAUAACGGAACUGCAAAAUACACCAGAUAUAAACGAAGAAGAACUUGAAAGACUCGAAGAAGCCCUUCGUAUUGCUGAGCUACAACUAAAAGAGACCAAGUUGGAAGAGCAACUGGAAGAAUUGGAAAAGCAGCAUAAAUCGCAAAACGAUUUAAUUGAAAGCUACAAGAAGCAAAUCAGCGCCUUAGAAGUAGAUGUGCAUAAUAUUGCGCAAAUAGUAAAUUCUUUGCCUGAGGGCUGUUAUCGAAGAGUUGAACUCGAACCUUAAAUGUAUAGUAUAAAAAUAGCAUUUAUUUGACUGAUUUAGAUAUAUCUGUAACUGGAAAUCGAUAUGCUUUUAACUUUUUAAAGUCAUAAAUAUGGUUUGGAUCUAGAAUGAAUAUUUCGCCUAAUUUGGCAAGAAUUUCAUUUAUUGGGAUAAUUUUCCAUACACUACAAACAUGGUGUUGCAAUCAAUCUGAACCAUAGUUAUUUUAAUUCGUAUUAGUACUAGUUUUAUCAGUUUACGUUAGAAAGGCUAUGGUUUAUCAGCGUAGCGUUAUAAGAAUAACCAAAGACUUAAAAAUUAUCAGUUUAAAUCUAUAUUUUACUAACUUUGUUCCGACAAAUCUAAAGCGCUAAGUCCUUAGAUGCAGUUGACUGAAGGGUAAUUAUUGAAAAUGAAAAAUGUAGAAUUGUUAUACGAGUAUUAGAAUUAAACUUUUUAAAUGAA